CCGGGAAGUUCCCGGUUGAAUUCGCAAAAGCAAUUUUUCGGUGGCUACAUUUUUCGUCAUAUCUAUGCAUGUUAUAAUAUUUGCAGCAAGCAGAAAAUGUACUAAUGUAUAUCCCCAAUGAAUUUCAGACGCUGGCCACCCAAAGCAGACAUAUGCCGUGGGGUGUGCAAGCUGCUAUGUCGGUCCUAGUGCGCGGGAUGGAGAACUUCGUGACGGUCACGCCCGCCGAGUUCCUGUUCGGCUACGACGACACGCUCGUCACGCUGGCCAACAUCGCCAACACCCUGCUGCACAUCAACUGGCCCGCGCCCCGCAUCAUGUCACUGCUCAAGGGGCGAAACGGCACCCUACCUGAGGUGCACACCAUGUACACGGGACACACGUCGAGGGCCAGGAUGGGCUUGCUGGACAGGCUCAACGGCCUGGACCAUUUGCCCUUCUGGUCGGAGCCACCCUGCAACUCCAUCAAGGCGUCGGAGGGCUCCUUCUUCCCGCCGAGAGACAUCACGCACGAGGACAUCGUGGCCAUCUACGACAAGGACCUGUGCCGCGCCUUCCCGCUGCAGUACCGUGGCCUCGUCGACAAGGAGGGCAUCAGCGCGGGCUACUACACGCCGCCCGACACCAUCUUCGCGCCGUCGGCCGACUGGCCCGACAACAAGUGCUUCUGCCAGCCCGGGGAGUCGCCCACCGCCCCCUGCGAGCUCAAGGGUCUGCAGAACAUCAGUCCGUGCCACUACGAUGCCCCCGUGUUCGUGUCGUUCCCGCACUUCUGGAACGCCGACGACAGCCUACUGAGGGCCGUCGAAGGCCUGACGCCCAACCGGGACCUGCACGAGACGUUCUUCAAGAUCCAGCCAAAACUCGGCGUCACGAUGGAGGCCAAGGUGCGAAUCCAGCUCAACCUCAAAGUGGACCACGCACCCUACAUCCACUCGGUCCACACCUUCCCUGAGAUCGUGUUCCCCAUCAUCUGGCUCGAGGAGGGCGUGGACGAGCUGACGCCCGAGAUCCACCGGUGGGUGUACAUCGCCACCACGGCGGCCGACUUCAUCAUCCCCUCGGUCGAGUACUCCUUCAUCGUGGUGGGCGCGCUCACGCUGGCCGCCGUGUUCGUGCGCACCUACAAGGGCGUCGUGUUCACCGCCGAGAACCUGGAGCGCGGCAUGGAGGAGCUCCGCUGCGGCAGCCACCUGCUCGUCAACGCGGCCUCCAACGCGGCGCACGCGGCCUCGCACGCCGCGCACGCCGCCUCCAACCACCUGCACCGCGAGCAUCGCGAGCACCGCGAACAGGCCUACCACCUGCUCCGGAGCACGUCCACGGCCACGCAGUCGUCGUCGUCCGAGGCGGACGCCUCCGAGCCGGCGACGCCCAGCCCCGCAGAGGGCGAGGAGGCCGAGAGGCAGCCCAUGGUGGCGCCCGCCGCCCCGUGCCCCGUGUGAGGAGCCCCGGCUGUCCCUGGCGGCCCCCGGGUCGGGCCCGUCCCGGCUCGGCCAUCUCAUUCUAGUCGUUCAAGAACGCAGCACGCCCGCCCCUGCCCCGCGGACCCACCGCACACCGCACAACGGCGCCCUCGGCGCCCUCGGCGGCGGCCCGGCGGCCCGUCCCCGAGCUGGUCUCGGGGUGCAAGAGGACGUGCGGCACGCCUAGGCACGCCGACAGAGUCGCGGAGUGCACGGAGUGCAGCCGCAGCCCGGUGCACCGGAGGCCGCUGCAGGCCUUGCAGGCCCCUAUCGACUCCGCGAGCUGUCCUCGUCGUCAGGCCCGGGUCCCCGACGCGUUCAGUGGCGGCCGUUUCGGGCUCCGCGGACCUCAGGAGACGCGGGGAAACGUGCGCGAAACAACCGUUUGCUCAAAAAAAAUGAAAUAAACCCCCACACACACUUGUUUAGGAUUAAGUGAAUAUUCCGCUAUUCAGAAGGGAAGUGUGGGAUGGGUUGCCCACCCGCCCGGCGGUGGCAGCCGCGCCCGCAACAGUGUCGGUUGAGUUGCCUACCUCCACGGCGCGCUCGACCUCGGCAGCCUGCGCGGCAGCAUCGAGUCAACUCCCCUUCGUUAUUAUGUAGGUCACCUGAGGAGCCAAUAUGCCCCUACAAUUUCGUCUCUCUUUCUCUCUCUCAUUUCAUUUGCAUCCUACUCCCCUGUAAUUUAUGACUGGGUGUACAUGUGUGAAUGAGCGCGCUGCACGUGCAGUGCACGUGCCCUUCACAGAGUAAAAAGUCUCGUUAUUUAUUUUUUAUAUGACUACCAUUUAAGGCUCUUAGGGCGAGCAAAGGAUCAAAAUGCACAGGGCAAUCAUUGUGGAUAAAAUCUCAAAGCAAAUUAUUCAUGUACUACUGCAGUAGUACUUUUUAAAUUUGCAACUGAAAGGGGAACACGUCUCUAAGAAAAGUUGUAAGUGCAAAUCCACAUGUUCAAUUAAAGAACAUGAAAAGAUUUUUGUUGCAGUUGAUAAUGUAUUAUUACUUGUGAUUUGAAGUAUACAUGUAAGAUUGAAAUGUGAUACUUUCUGUUAUGCGACUGACGUGUUGUAUUUUUUUUUUUUAGCUUUACAUCUCACUUCCUCAUUCAUGAAUGCCUUGUUUCCCAUAGAGACUGAUAUAAAGGCUGUAGUGAAGUUAGCUUAUGAAACAAGACAGCGCAAGUCCUUAAGGAAGUGGAUGAAAAAGCUGUGCUUAAGUGCUCAAUCUUUGUUACCCAACUAUGCGCUCAUUGUUACCAUGUGUGAAGAAAAUAAACUUAGUACAUCAAAAACUCA
Frankliniella occidentalis (western flower thrips) is the source of this 2761-nucleotide messenger RNA. RefSeq names its product scavenger receptor class B member 1-like. Gene Ontology annotation, cellular component: cytoplasm; membrane. The record is from RefSeq and is a predicted model, not a curated record. Lineage: Eukaryota; Metazoa; Arthropoda; Insecta; Thysanoptera; Thripidae. The coding region runs from base 105 to 1445 and encodes 446 amino acids. Gene Ontology annotation, molecular function: scavenger receptor activity. The transcript is spliced from 6 exons.